UUCCUAUGCAAGAAAGAAAUAAAGAGCGGUAGGGAUUCUGGAUUCGGCAUCACGUGCUUCUGAGUUUGAGAAAGGCCAUUCAGGUUCAGGCCAAUAAGAGUUGUGAGUACGAGCGCGAGCGCGUGCGCCAGCGGGAGAGAGAGAGAGAGGAGCGAGAGAUGGUGAGAGUGAGGAGGGAAGUGGAAGAUAGACCUCCAACUCCGGAAGAAGAAAUUGUGUAGGGAGAAGCAGAGAACGAUGCGUCGAGAUUUUUCACGUUUCUUCCAGCCCCGAUGCCUUAUUUUCUUGGUCGUUGUCGCCGUUGUCGUUUUUCUAGCGUUCCCGACUUCUCACCAGGAGGAAGAGAAGUUGGAGGAGAUCCCUGCAAUUACUCACAGAGUAUUCUUGGAUGUUGAUAUUGAUGAUCAACGUAUUGGCAGAAUAGUUAUUGGAUUGUAUGGCCAGGUUGUACCAAAAACUGUUGAAAAUUUCAGGGCUUUAUGCACAGGUGAGAAAGGGAAAGGUGCCAAUGGAAAAAAUCUACACUACAAGGGAAUACCAUUUCAUCGUAUAAUCUCUGGGUUCAUGAUCCAAGGUGGAGAUAUUGUUUAUGGGGAUGGGAGAGGAAGUGAUUCUAUUUAUGGUGGAACAUUUCCUGAUGAGAAUUUCAGGAUAAAACACUCUCAUGCAGGUGUUGUAUCCAUGGUGAAUUCUGGACCUGAUUCCAAUGGCUCACAGUUCUUCAUAACUACAGUUAAAGCCAGCUGGUUGGAUGGGGAGCAUGUCGUCUUUGGCAAGGUUAUUCAAGGUAUGGACACUGUAUACGCAAUAGAGGGGGGAGCUGGGACCUACAGCGGGAAACCCAGGAAGAAGGUUGUUAUCGCAGACUCAGGUGAGAUACCCAUGAACAAAUGGGAUGAAGAAAGCUGACCAACUUCACCAAAUGACCUCUGCCAUUAAAACUGUCGUCCGUGUAACCUGACGACCCGUCAUCCAUUGGUUUAUUUGGGUGUGCUCCCGAGAUUGGUUUCAUGUUUAUUGCCAAUGGAAUUGCUCUAUGCAUGAAUUUUUCCCAGGCGGUAUCAGUUCUAUGGUCAUUAAUAUAUUAUUGCCAAAGAAGUUCAUGGUCUGUUGUUUGUAACCCAUUGACGCUUAUUAAUAUAUACAUGUACUUGUUGCAAUUGCCUUGA
Messenger RNA from Nelumbo nucifera (sacred lotus), 1169 nucleotides. RefSeq names its product Cyclophilin-like peptidyl-prolyl cis-trans isomerase family protein. Gene Ontology annotation, biological process: protein folding; protein peptidyl-prolyl isomerization. NCBI's taxonomy places the organism in Eukaryota, Viridiplantae, Streptophyta, Magnoliopsida, Proteales, Nelumbonaceae. Gene Ontology annotation, molecular function: peptidyl-prolyl cis-trans isomerase activity; cyclosporin A binding. Gene Ontology annotation, cellular component: intracellular membrane-bounded organelle; cytoplasm. The record is from RefSeq and is a predicted model, not a curated record.